Messenger RNA from Strongyloides ratti, 375 nucleotides. RefSeq lists its product as hypothetical. The transcript has a single exon. Lineage: Eukaryota; Metazoa; Nematoda; Chromadorea; Rhabditida; Strongyloididae. The record is from RefSeq and is a predicted model, not a curated record. Bases 1 to 375 code for a protein of 124 amino acids.
AUGAUUUUUGAAAUACCUCUUGAACAUUUUCCACAACCAUUUGCCAAGAUAGUUUCUACCAGUAAUAGUAAUUAUCAAAGUAAUUUUAUUAAAUGUGCUGGUAAUAAAAUAUUAUCCAAAAUGAGAGAAUCACUAUCAUUUGACAAUCAUCAAUCUAAUAUAGUAUCCUUAGAUUCAUUUCAUGGUAAAAUAUUAGAACCUCAAAAAGAAAUACAAAACAAAAGAAGAAAUUUUGUCCAAAAAUACAAUAGUAAAAGUUUUUCAACUGAUUUCAAUACAAAUUUUUCUUUAUUGUCUAUAAAAAAAAAUUUUUAUCAAAGUAUUACAAGUUUGAAAUCACAAAUACUUACUUCUACUGAUCAACCACCAAAAUAA